CAACCAAGCUGGAGCUUACUUUUGCUAGCGUGGGUAGUUCCUACCUUACCCUAUCUAGCCUGCUAUUUUUUCUUCUCAUUUUUUCGACCGAUCUUUUCCUGCGCCUUCCACAAACACAAAAUUCGCAGAUUGUUUACCAAGGGAAAAAGGCUGCCGCAAUAGCCAAAAUUCCCAAAUUUACUCAGAUGAAGACUCAUUAAUGUAUUCAUGGCUAACUACUGCACAACUCGGUUCUGCCACCGAUACGCAUCUUCGGCGCAAGGUGGCAGGAUCCCAAGCUGUGGUUGAACUACCUACCGAAGAGCUAGACUAAAGACGGCUGUAUUACUCUACCUAGACUAACGUCCAAGCUCCAGAAGGCCAACGAACCGCCAUGUUUGGCCCGUGACUUCGGCUGCCGGUUCAAAUUCUGUACCGUUCUACAACGCCCGCCAAACCCCCAUAUCCGGCCACACCCGGGCGCACCCGCAGCGUCACUCGCCCUCACUGCAAAGGCUGUUUCGUUAAAUUUGCGACGCACGGUCGCCAUCGAUAUGGAUAGCUCAACAGCGGCGCUGGCUACGGCGUCAGCCAAGUUGGACGCCGUAGCCCAGCAGGGCUCCAGUUCGUGGAUUGGCUUCUUCGCCAACAUCAUACUUGGCAUCAUAUCGCUGGUGUACUCUAUACUGUACUCGGUACUGAAGCUCACCACAUUCUCGAUUCCCUCUCUCUUGUACACUCUGUUCUCCACGAGUUUGACUGUCACCAUGAACGCAACAACACUCAUGCUUAUCAUUGUUCUUGUAUUCUCCCUGGUCAGCUGGUUUGUAAGAUAUCGUUACCUCAACAUGUAUUCACGUCUUCCGCCUGAGCCGCAGAGAAAAGAACCCGAUGUGGAUCUUUUCCCUGACACACACCCAGGGGGAUCGAAACCCGGUCUUUCAAACUACCUGGACGAGUUCCUGAGUGCAAUUAAGAUCUUUGGAUAUCUGGAGCGUCCUGUCUUUCAUGAGCUCACGAGGAGCAUGCAAACCCGGAAGCUGAUCGCAGGAGAAACUUUCAAUCUCGAGGAAGAAAAGGGCUUCUGCAUGGUGGUUGAUGGACUCGUUGAGAUCUUUGUCAAAUCCGCUCGAACGGGACAGCAUCCUGUGGGUGAGAGUUGCUCCAUCGAUUCUGAUGGCAGUGAUGAGCAUGAGGAAUACCAGGCCGGCAAUCAACGCUACCAACUAUUGACUGAAGUUCACAACGGCGCCCCGAUGUCGUCGCUGUUUUCUAUCAUGUCUUUGUUCACCGAAGAUAUUAAGCUCAGACAUGGCGGAGACGAAGGAGGAGAACCAACAUCGGCAACUGAGACUUAUACAAGUUCCCGGUAUGGUUUGGGCAAUGAUUUCUCCGACCAGCGCGAGUCUACAGUUUCGGUGCCUACUACACCGCAGCUUGAGAGAUCCAGCUCACACGGCCCAACCCUGCACGAUGGUGAUGCAAACCCCUCAAUGGGAGGAAGAGUCCCUGCAAGCAUACCUCCCAUGUCACUGGACCCGCCGCUACAAAGCCGCCCAAAGCGCCCGACUACUUCACGUCACGCAACGACGUCGGUGCACCCGGAUAUUAUUGCACGCGCAACAGUGGAUACGACAAUUGCUAUCAUUCCUGCCAGCGCAUUCAGGCGUCUGAUCCAGAUAUAUCCAAAGUACACAGCCCAUAUUGUGCACGUGAUAUUAUCUCGCUUUCAACGAGUCACCCUGGCAACAGCAUACAACUACCUGGGCCUCACCAGCGAGGUUUUGCACAUUGAAAAGAGCAUGAUAGAUAAUGCAACCUGUCAGCUUCCUAACUUUUUGCGAGGUGACGCUCUGACGCGGCUGAAGGAGAAGUUCAACCAUGAGCGUGAACGCAUCGGCGAGAAGGAUUGCACCAAAGGUAUCGCAUUACACAAUUCUUCGACUGGGCGCCGCCGCAAGUCCACUGCCUCACUUCGAAAAGAAGCGGCUCUGCAGGCCAUCACACACGGUCAAAGGCCAAGCUCCGUGACGGCUUCCCCGCCACUGCAGCCGCGAGAGAGUGGGAAUAAACAUACGUCCAACUCAGGCGACCUCUUGAUGAACAUCCAGCUCUCACGAAAUGGUGGACGACGCUCAACAAGCAACAUGGAUCCUCUUACAAGACAGUCGACGUUAUUGGGGUCCCUUGAAACUGAAGUGGUCUCUCCGUUGUCACAACGCACAUCUAAUCCGUUUGAGACACGGCGUCACGCGCAUAUUUCGCUCAACAAGCGUGAAACGCGUGAUGAAGAUGGACUAUUCCGAGAGUCCAUCUUGGAGUGCAUGUUCAAGGCUAUUGGUCUAACUGCAAAUGGCACUGGGGCUCGCGAACCCGAUUCAGCUGAUGCAUCGCCGCGACUGACCUCUUAUGAUCAGAUUCGUCGGGGUGGCUACUCAUCACACAACGCGUUCGGGUUUAUCGACCCGUACGGUGGAUCUGUCGACGGUGAUGCAGAUUCGAUCACAUCCGGUGGAACAGGCCCCGGUCUACCUGUCAACCCCCAUGCUCUAGCUCAUGACAUGAGAGACGAAGUCGAGAUUGUGUUCUUUCCCAGCGGCUCAGUUUUGGUGGAGCAGGGCGAGCGCAACCCUGGUCUCUACUAUGUUGUUGACGGCUUUCUUGAUGUCUGCAUGUCAGCCGCAGACGAAUCAUCAGGCGAUAUAUUGAAAGCCUCCAAAAACGAAUCUUCUCUGAACAUUGGACCAGGGAACCAACAAGGCUCGGCUGGUAGAGAUCGUUUUAUGGAUGCCAACUUAGGACAGAGCAGUAGCCGUAAGCGGGCAAGCAACGUCCGUCGCAAUGUCGCCCUGAUCAAGCCUGGCGGGCUUGCUGGGUAUGUCGGUAGCAUCUCCUCGCACCGUUCGUUCAUCGACGUGGUUGCAAAGACGGAUGUCUACGUGGGCUUUCUUCCCCGUCAGUCCUUGGAGAGGAUCGUUGAUCGUUAUCCGAUUGUCCUGCUUACGAUGGCAAAGCGUUUAACAAACCUGCUACCCAAGUUGAUUCUUCACAUCGACUUCGCUCUCGAGUGGCUUCAGGUCAAUGCUGGCGAAGUCAUCUUCCACGGCGGCGAAGAGAGUGAAGCGAUUUACAUUGUUCUCAAUGGUCGUCUUCGACUUGUCGAGGACCGCCAGGAAGGUGGAGUUGAUGUACGUGGCGAGUUUGGACAAGGCGAGAGCAUCGGCGAGCUCGAGGUCUUGACCGAAUCGGCCCGAUCUGGGACUCUUCAUGCAAUCAGAAACACGGAGCUGGUCAAGUUCCCGCGCACACUAUUCAACAGCCUCGCUCAGGAGCAUCCCAACAUCACCAUCAAGAUCUCCAAGAUAAUAGCGUCAAGGAUGAGAAAAGUCGUUGACGAUCCUUCGACCUUUGUCGGGAAGGAAGGUGCAUUGAAAGCGUCAUUGAAUAAAAGCUCAUCCACCUUGAAUCUCCGAACUGUCGCAAUCCUACCGGUUACUUCCGGGGUUCCCGUCGUCGAGUUUGGAAACCGCUUGAUGGGUGCUCUCACCCAGGUAGGCACACCCAAUGGUGCUACUUCGCUGAGCCAGUCCGCCAUCCUCAACCAUCUAGGUCGGCACGCUUUCAACAAGAUGGGGAAGCUCAAGCUUUCUCAAUACCUAGCCGACCUUGAAGAGAAGUAUGGACUGGUGAUGUAUGUUGCGGAUACCAAUGUCAAUUCACCCUGGACGCAGACCUGCAUUACUCAGGCUGAUUGUAUCCUUCUUGUCGGCCUCGCCGAAGGCUCGCCGGAGAUAGGAGAGUACGAGCGAUUCAUGCUGGGAAUGAAGUCGACAGCUCGGAAGGUUUUGGUGCUUCUUCAUGCCGACCGAUAUGCCGAGCCCGGACUCACCAGGUCGUGGCUGAGGAACCGCAUGUGGAUUAACGGAGGCCACCACCAUGUGCAGAUGGCUUUCCGCACACAAUCCGUACCGAUCAACCCCACAGCCAAGAGGACGGGCCCCAGCCUGAAAGAAAGGGUCCAGAUUCUACAGGCCGAAAUUCAGAAAUACACGUCCAGGAAGGUCCGGCAUAGCCCUUUCUAUUCACCGGAUGCGCCGUUCAAGGGAGAUUUCCAUCGAUUGGCCAGGCGCCUAUGUGGCAAGUCUGUUGGGCUUGUCCUCGGAGGGGGUGGUGCAAGGGGCCUAGCGCACAUCGGAAUCAUCAGGGCUAUGGAGGAAAGCGGAAUCCCCAUCGACAUCGUCGGCGGUACAUCUAUCGGGUCGUUUGUGGGAGCGCUUUACGCAAGACAUGCCGACGUUGUUCCUAUCUUCGGCUUGUCCAAGAAGUUUGCUGGUCGAAUGGCAAGCGUGUGGCGUUUCGCUCUGGACUUGACAUAUCCCUCGGCGUCGUAUACUACUGGCCAUGAGUUCAACCGCGGCAUUUUCAAGACCUUUGGCAAGGCUCAGAUCGAGGACUUUUGGCUCGAGUUUUACUGCAAUACGACAAACAUCAGCAAGAGCAGGCAGGAGAUUCACACCAGCGGCUAUGCAUGGCGCUAUGUUCGAGCCUCCAUGUCACUGGCCGGCUUGCUGCCUCCUCUCUGCGACGAAGGCAGCAUGCUUUUGGAUGGAGGAUACAUUGACAAUUUGACUGUAUCACACAUGAAAUCUCUUGGGGUCGAUAUCAUCUUCGCUGUGGAUGUUGGAUCUCUGGAUGACGACGUACCACAAGCAUACGGAGACACGCUUUCGGGCUUGUGGGCCUUUGUCAAUCGUUGGAAUCCACUCUCAUCAACGCCCAACCCCCCGACCUUGGCCGAGAUCCAGGCCCGACUUGCCUACGUCUCAAGCGUAGACGCACUGGAGCGUGCCAAGAUGACGCCUGGCUGUGUCUACAUGCGGCCCCCGAUAGAUGAGUACGGCACUUUGGAGUUUGGCAGGUUUGAUGAGAUUGUACAAGUCGGUUACAAAUACGGCCUAGAAUUUUUGCAGAAACUCCGAGACGAGGGUGCGCUCCCAGUGGUCGAAGAGACAGAGGCCAAGAAGGCACUACGCCGGACCAUGGCGCCUCGCAGGGCAAGCAUUUGA
Molecule: messenger RNA, 5045 nt
Organism: Pyricularia oryzae 70-15
Lineage: Eukaryota; Fungi; Ascomycota; Sordariomycetes; Magnaporthales; Pyriculariaceae
Product: lysophospholipase NTE1
Exons: 3
Coding region: 534-5045 (1503 amino acids)
Biological process (GO): phosphatidylcholine metabolic process
Cellular component (GO): endoplasmic reticulum
Molecular function (GO): phosphatidylcholine lysophospholipase A1 activity
Source: RefSeq, a predicted model, not a curated record